AUGGGAGCGGGGAUGAAGCGCGCGAGGGAGGAGGAGCCAGCUGUGUCGCUGGCGCUGUCUCUCAGCACGGACUCCUCGGCGUCGACUACGACGUCGGACAACUCGGCCUGUGCGCCGGCGGCAGCGGCCGCAGCGCCAAGGAAGAGGGCACGGGGGGGGAGGGUGGUGGUCACUUCGGGGGAGGGAGAGUUCGUCUGCAAGACUUGCGGCCGGGCCUUCGCGACGUUUCAGGCGCUGGGCGGGCACCGGACGAGCCACCUCCGCGGCCGCCACGGGCUGGAGCUCGGCGUCGGCGUCGCCAGGGCCAUCAGGGAGCGGCAAAGGCGCGGGGACAAGGAGCCGCACGAUUGCCACAUCUGCGGGCUGGGCUUCGAGACGGGCCAGGCGCUCGGCGGGCACAUGCGGCGGCACCGCGAGGAGAUGGCGCUCGACCGGUGGUUCGCGGUGUCAGAUCAGGAGGCGGGGCACCAGGCCGCCGCCGACCGGCUGCCUGUCUUGCUCGAGCUGUUCGUCUAG
Molecule: messenger RNA, 516 nt
Organism: Triticum turgidum subsp. durum (durum wheat)
Lineage: Eukaryota; Viridiplantae; Streptophyta; Magnoliopsida; Poales; Poaceae
Source: the annotation of a GenBank genome assembly